Messenger RNA from Chelmon rostratus (copperband butterflyfish), 6558 nucleotides. It is a transcript of the gene smg7, whose product is annotated as SMG7 nonsense mediated mRNA decay factor. Gene Ontology annotation, molecular function: telomeric repeat DNA binding; telomerase RNA binding; protein binding. The transcript has 23 exons. Gene Ontology annotation, biological process: nuclear-transcribed mRNA catabolic process, nonsense-mediated decay. Lineage: Eukaryota; Metazoa; Chordata; Actinopteri; Chaetodontiformes; Chaetodontidae. Gene Ontology annotation, cellular component: telomerase holoenzyme complex. Bases 67 to 3666 code for a protein of 1199 amino acids. The record is from RefSeq and is a predicted model, not a curated record.
UAUGGCGCCGGGAGGAGCGUUAGCUUCUCGACCAGUCGUUGUCUGAAAGACCGGCGAUCCGGCAGGAUGAACCUCUGCGCCCAAUAUCUACGACAGGCAGAGGCCCUGAAGGCUGACAUGACAGAUUCAAAGCUGGGGGCAGCAGAGGUGUGGACGUCUCGGCAGGCCCUGCAGGACCUGUACCAGAAGAUGCUGGUCACUGACCUGGAGUAUGCCCUGGACAAGAAGGUGGAGCAAGACCUGUGGAAUCAUGCUUUUAAGAACCAGAUCACCACACUGCAGAGCCAGGCCAAGAACCGAGCCAACCCCAACCGCAGCGAGGUCCAGGCCAACCUGUCGCUGUUUCUGGAGGCUGCUAGUGGCUUCUACACGCAGUUACUGCAGGAGCUGUGCACCGUGUUCAACGUGGACCUGCCGUGUCGCGUCAAGUCGUCUCAGCUCGGCAUCAUCAGCAAUAAGCAGAGCAGCACCAGCGCCAUCGUCACCCCGCAGCCCAGCUCCUGCUCCUACAUCUGCCAGCACUGCCUCGUCCACCUCGGAGACAUCGCACGUUACCGUAACCAGACCAGCCAGGCAGAGUCUUACUACCGACACGCAGCUCAGCUGGUCCCAUCAAACGGUCAGCCGUACAACCAGCUGGCCAUCCUGGCCUCCUCUAAAGGAGACCACCUCACCACCAUCUUCUACUACUGCCGCAGCAUCGCAGUCAAGUUCCCCUUCCCAGCAGCCUCCACCAACCUGCAGAAGGCCCUGUCCAAGGCUCUGGAGAGCCGCGAUGAAGUCAAAACCAAAUGGAGCGUGUCAGAUUUCAUCAGGGCCUUCAUCAAGUUUCAUGGUCACGUCUACCUGAGCAAGAGUCUGGACAAACUGGACGCUCUCAGGGAGAAACUGGAGGAGCAGUUUCAGAGGCUGAUCUUGCAGAAAGCCUUCAGCUCUCAGCAGCUGGUCCACAUCACUGUCAUCAACCUGUUUGAGCUGCACCACCUCAGAGACCUGACAGCUGACGGCAGCGAGCAGAGCUACAGCAGCGAGCAGCAGAUCAGCUGGUUCCAGCUGCUCGGACUCUUCAUGUCCUUCCUGGGUGUCAUGUGCAGCCGUGCUCUGCUCAACAAUAACAGAGGGGAGGAGAUCAUGGGCGAGUGUCCUCUGCCGGCCAUUAAAGUUUCUCUGGACUGGCUCAAACUGAGACCUAGUGUCUUCCACGAGGCCGCUGUGGACAAGAGGCAGUACAUCUGGCCCUGGCUGGUCUCCAUACUCAACAGUUUCCAGCCCAAGGAGGACAAUGUGUCCUGUUCCUCAGUGAUGCCCCUGCCAGAGGAGUUUGAGUUGCAAGGUUUCUUGGCGCUGCGGCCCGCUCUGAGGUCCUUGGACUUCACUAAAGGUCAUCAGGGCAUACUGGUGGACAGGGACGGCCUGCCGCUCCACACUCGCCAUCAGAGACUUGUCGGUCUGGGCAAAUGGGUGGCCGACAACCAGCCGGGACUGAUCCAGUGCAGAGUGAAUGAGGACGGCCUCCUCGUCUUUCUCACUGACAUUCCAGAGCAGGCCAUCGAGGAGCCGCAGGAGAAGGAGGCGCCGGUGCUACAGGAGUCCUCCAACGGCGAGCAGAUGCCCAACGACGGCGGAAACUCUGGCCUGAAGUCGGUGCUGUCGGCGGGGAAGACGCAGAGCUCGUGGCCCGAUGGCAGCGACCGGCCCGUCGUCACCUUCAAGGAGAACAUCAAACCCAGAGAACAGAGCCGCGAGCCGACACGAAACCAUCACCUGAAAGACAGCGGCAAGGAGCGCCGCGACUUCGCCAAAGGCAACGGGUCGGCCGGGAAAGGAGAGCUGAAGCGGGACGGGAAGAGGAAGAGCGAGCUGAAAAAAGCCGGUCAUGAGAAAACAACUGAUGCUGGAAAACAGGUGAAGGCGCAGACGGAGCUGAGGAAGACUCCGGUGUCUGAGGCGAAGAAGACUCCUGUCACUCAGACUCAAGCCGCAGGCUCCUCCCAGUUUAUUCCCAUCCAUCACCCUGGAGCCUUCCCACCACUGCCCAGCAGACCUGGUUUCCCUCCCUCGGCCUAUGUGAUCCCUCCGCCGGUGGCGUUCCCAGGUCUUCAGGUGAAUCCGGGCUUCUCCUUCUCCACCGGCGUGUCCGUCCCCGGACCUUUCCUCCAGCCAGGCGUCCACACCCAGAGCGGCACCCAGGCCGGGAAGCAGUCCCACAUUCCCUACAGUCAGCAGAGGCCCUCUGGUCCUGGUCCAGGUCAGGGACCAGGAUCCUCGGGCCAGGGCUCGGGACCCAUGAACCAGGGGCCCUCCCAGGGCCAGCAGCCCCCGACCCAGCCGUCCUCCCAGCAGGCCUUGCAACAGUCGGUCCAGCUGCAGGUGCAGGCGUUGAGCCAGCAGCAGUCUCCCACCAAACCGGUCCAGCAGGUCGGGAUGGGGAAGAGUCCACCUCACCACCCGGGGCUGCAGCAGCAGUACAUGCAGGUUCAGGAUCAGCCGGCUCAGAUGUGGAACCAGGCUCAGGCUGCUCUGCAGAAGAUUUCUCCCAUGCAGAUGUCCAUGAAGCAGCCUCAGCAGCAGCAGCAGGCCUUCUACAUGGCGGCACAGGAUCCUCUCAAACUGUACGAGCACCAGCUGCAGCCCCCCGCCCAGCCUCAACUCUCCAACCUGGACAAGAAGAUCAAGUACCCCAACGUCAAGAUGCAGGACUUCUACUGGGAGCCGUCGUACAGGAUAGGGGAGGGUCUGGCUGUGAUGGCAGACAGGAUGAAGAGGCCUCCGCCAGGUGGUAUCUGUCCUGAGCAGGACCCCUCCGCCGGGCCCCGGGGACCCCCAUUUGAGGACAACAAGAGCUCGCCUCUUCUACCUCCUGACCUGUUAAAAACUCUAGCAGAUUUUGAGGAGGAGGAAGAGCUCGUCUUUACUAAGCCUCCUGAUUUCUUCCAGGCCUUGGCUGGCCCUCUUAGCACUGCUCCUGGACCAAACAUAUUUCUGCCAAACCAGACCAGGAUGGAGAGUGGCCCCGAGGUCGUCAGCCAACCGUCUUCUCUCUUGCCUAUAUCUGGCUUCCCCAUGCAGGAGUAUAACCAGAACAGCAUCUUCAGUCAGGCCUACGGCAAGAACCUGCCACCCAGCACCAGGCCUGACGCUCCCAUGAUGCACCAGGAGCCGUCCCUCUACUCCCUGUUUGAAGGGACUCCCUGGUCCCCCUCCCUCCCUGCCAGCUCAGAUCACUCCACCCCGGCCAGCCAAUCCCCUCACUCCUCCAACCCCAGCAGCCUGCCGUCCUCCCCCCCGACCCACAAUCAUGGAGCCAUGCCCUUCUCUAACUUUGGGCCCAUAGGCACUCCGGACAGCCGGGACCGCAGGGUGGUGGACCGCUGGAAGGCUGACAAGACUGGCACGGUCGGCGGGUUCGGUCUGGACUACCUGCCCGCCGCAGCGUCCUCUGCAGCUUCGGACACCAGCUGGCACCAGGCCGGACCGGCCGGCAGCUCCUGGACCAGUCAGGAGUCUCCAAUGGAGGAAUCGUCCUCCACCGUGCUGCUCGACAGCCUCAAGUCCAUCUGGUCGAGCUCCAUGAUGCAGCCGGGCCCGUCGGCCCUGGAGCAGCUCCUCCUGCAGCAGAAACAGAAGCAGCAGCGAGGUCACGGCGCCAUGAACCCGCCUCACUGAACGGCAGGCCGAGGCGGCGCUUUGUGUCCGGACGUCAGCGAAACCACCACCAGGAGAAAUGGGAGGAAAAAAACAAAAGUUUGACGAAGACGAGCUCCAACUAAAAUGGAAAAUUAAACCGGUGAGAAACGGUGGAGGCUGGGGAGGCCACACGACCCCCCGACGAGGCUGAAACACCACCCCACCCCCCUCGACUGUCGAGGAGCGGUGACGCCCCUCCUGGACCGGAGGGCGAGGGAUCUCUUCAAACGCGGUGCCACGCGCCAUGCUACCGCCGGGUUUCCUUCAACCCGCGGAAAUCUGAACAAUGAGGAACAUAACCCCCCCACCACCACUGCCCCCCCGGUUUUGGACAGACGCCACAUCUCCACAGCUCCUCUCAUCUGGAAGAACGUCUUCUUUCCUCCUGGACAUCUGCUCGGCUCGGUCGGAGUGCCUGUUUUUAGCGUCUCCGCCGCCGCAGACUGAAGCAGGAGAGUCUGAGUGAGGGAGCGAGGAUGGUGUGGUGGUCGGGUUUGGGUGGGGAGGUCAGGUGAAGCACCGGGGGUCAAAAAAGACUGGACUUUCUGAUCUCUCAUUCAUUUUCAUUACUGUGGAGGAGGAGGAGGAGGAGGAAGGCUCGCUGUAGUUUAGUGGUUGAAUGAAGGAAGGAAAGGAGGACGUUGGGGAUGGGACAGCUAUAUAAAUAUAUAAAUAAAUAUAUAUUGCCAUAGUUGGACUUUGAACGGGCCUCGUCUCUUCGCCGCGUUGUGAGGAUGAGGACCGGACGCUGCUUUGUGAAGCCAGGUGCGUGACGUCACCUGGGAGGAAGAGCCCGGAAGCCCGACGACGGGACGCCCUCGUGGUGCCAGUAAACAUCACAGGAAAGAAGAAGUACGAGGGAGGGGGGGCUAAGAACACAACGACCCGGCACACUUAGGGGUAGUAUUACCGUUAGCUUCAAGAGAUUGCAGAUAUUAACAAAAAAAGCUGUAUUUUGUGAUUUGUUCGUAGCAGUUUUAGCUUCACGCCCUCUGAGGUGAAUACAGGUAUGUCUAUUAGCUUCCUGCUUGAAUAUUUUCGGGCUUCUCUUCCUCUCUGGCCUCUUCUUCCUGUUAUUUCUUUACUUAAUGAAGAAAAAAAAAACAAAAGAUGUAACCCUGCUCGCUUACUUAACCUGCAUUUACUGUUUCUUUUUUUUCAUGUUCUGCCUUUUUACUAGUUUUAAGCAGCUCUGUCGGCUCCUCUGUGCCUGCUCACUGUCCCGUAACUACUGACUGCUGUGAAGGUUAGCACAGGGCCACAGACAGACAGACAGACAGGUAGACAGAAAGGUGAACUCAGGUCGGUGGCUCCGCCUGAAUGUUUCCCCACUAUCUUUUCUUCAAUAACCGCGACUGCAGCUCGACCCUGUACAGCAGAUUUUUUAUGAAUCGUAGCGUCUGCAGACUCUGAAGCUCUGUUUUUAUUGGACCUGUAACUGAAGCCCGUUUCCAGCCUGAAAGGAACCAAACAGGAACCAAACUCAGGAACUGAAAGCCCCCAGACCACACACACACACUCUGUCCUCGUGUUCUUCAGGCUGCAGUUAACUCAUUUUUUUCGAAUUGUAAUUGAUUCAUACUUUGGUUUAUAAAAUGUCCAGAAAAUUCCCAGGUGACGUCUUCAGAAGGCUCCGUAGCUCAAACAUCCUCAGUUCGGAUCAAGGAAAGAAAACCGCGAUAUUUCUGUUGAGAAGCUGAACCUGUCGCCUGAUAAUCGAUGGUUCUGCUCGUUAACUCUCUGUUGAGCGACUCGUCGGCUAAUCGACUCGUAGCUUCAUUUUAGUCAAGUGGUUUUUACCAACGAGAGGCUGCAAACAGGAACUGUUGGGUUUUUGUUUGGUGAACUGAUGAUCGUUCACGUUCAGCCCUGCGUUUUGUUUGAAAGGCGACGGGCAGAGGCACUUGUCUAGUUUUCCAGGUCUUUAUUUCUGCUUUAAUGUAACACUCAGCAACAACAGACCGAACCCUGAUGGUUCCCGGGCGACCUCGCAAAGACUUUUUUUAGGUCCAGGAACUGAACAGGAAGUUUGAGUUCCCUGAAAAGGUUCCUGAGUUGCUGAAACGUUCCUGUGGUGGAAACGGGCUAGAAGAGUUCCGUUGGGUUUGGGGGGUUUUAUUUCUGUGGUCUCACCCUUGUAGAGCAUUUACAAGCCGUCAGUCCUGGUUGUUUUAGAGCCAAUCAGAAAGCAGCGAGUGACAGCUGACCAAUCAGGCCGCUUAGAGGCUCCAACAUCCCCCCAUAGGCUUCAGGCUUAGCAGGAUGUGACGGUUUAGACUGCAGCACUGUACCUUCCUGUCCAGUUUAAACCAGCAGAACGCUGUUUUUCUACCUUCAAAGUGAGACACAAACGCUCAUCGUUCAGUUCCAAGAGAUUCAAAAAAUAAAAGCCUGUUUUUAUUUUCCCCUCGCGGGAGUUUUAUUAAAGCAGACUUCAAAGAGACGUGUCUAUUUUCCGUGUGAUUGUGCUUUUCAUGUUGCAUUUACAAAAUGUAUUUGAAAAAUAAUAAAGAUAAAAUAUUAAUGAAUGUGAGGACGAAUUUGGCCAGAAGCAUUGAGGAGAGGGAAAAGCUCCAGUUUUCAUGUUGAAGCUGACCACGUGGACCCGAGCUGGUUACUGGUUCUGCUUGCCUUUUGUUUUUGGAGUAAGAACUAAACGGAUCAACCCGAUGCGUUUGUCGACGACAUUCCACUCUGGAUGUUUGGGAGGUUUCAGGGCGCCGGGUCCUCAUUGGUUGGAGCUCUGACGGAGAGUUUGUGACAGGAAACAUCAGACCUGAGCUUUGACUUGUGAGGUGUUUUGUGUUUCUGUCUCUCUGUAGACUUUCAGAACUGGUGGAAUCAGCCUUUAAAUAAACGUUCAGAUGUUCU